Molecule: messenger RNA, 977 nt
Organism: Camelina sativa (false flax)
Lineage: Eukaryota; Viridiplantae; Streptophyta; Magnoliopsida; Brassicales; Brassicaceae
Source: RefSeq, a predicted model, not a curated record
AAGCCGCCAAACUCUAUCAAUCCAAUUCAAAUCAACACCACUGACACACACUGAAUUGAAGAAACACACAGAGAGCUAACUAAAGAAACAGAGCUAAACCGGAAACAAAGAAAUCGUGAUGGAGGGAUCUUCUUCUUCUUCUUCGAUGCAGUCGAAAUACAAAGGAGUGAGGAAGAGGAAAUGGGGCAAAUGGGUUUCAGAGAUCAGACUUCCCAACAGCAGAGAACGUAUCUGGCUUGGCUCUUACGACACUCCUGAGAAGGCGGCGCGAGCCUUCGACGCGGCUCUUUACUGCCUCCGAGGCAACAAUGCAAAGUUCAAUUUCCCUGACAACCCUCCGGUAAUCUCCGGCGGACGAAACCUAUCUCGGUCGGAGAUACGAGAAGCGGCUGCGAGGUUCGCUAAUUCACAGGACGAAGACUCGAGCGUUCAAGCAGGAUACGAGACACGGCAACUUCAUGAAGAGUCUACUUCAAACUCGAUGGACAUUAUUGAUUCGGAGUUCUUGAGCAUGCUCCCGACGGUUGGUUCGGGUAAUUUCGCAUCGGAGUUUGGGUUGUUCCCUGGGUUUGAUGAUUACUCCGACGAAUACUCCGGUGAUCGUUUCAGGGAACAGCUUUCACCUACACAACAACACGAUUAUUAUUAUCACGGAGAAGACGCUUACGAUAGUUCCAUGAUCCUUUGGAAUUUUUGAAUUUUUCAUGACUCCAUAUCAUCAUCAGACUACAGAAUCUGAAAAUUUUGAUUUGUGGUUUUUUAAAAAAUUUAUUUUGUUCCUUAUUGUAUUUUUUUCCCCAAAUGUUUUUGGAUUUUUGGGGUUUAGGGAUUCAUUUUUUAUUUUUUUCCCCACGUGUUAGAGUUAUCAGAUUAAACAAGGCCUGCCAAACCUAAUUAAUAAUAAAAAUACGUAUAUAGUAUAUAUUUGGAUAAACCAAUCUUGCUUGUAUUUUACACGAUUCAGCCCAAUAAUAUUA